Dovyalis caffra is the source of this 276-nucleotide messenger RNA. NCBI's taxonomy places the organism in Eukaryota, Viridiplantae, Streptophyta, Magnoliopsida, Malpighiales, Salicaceae. The record is from the annotation of a GenBank genome assembly.
AUGGAAAAAGUUCGUGCCUUAUCGGUCACUAAUCAAAUAUUCAAACCUCGACCAAAUCCAGCACAUGACUUGAAAAAGAUGGCAGGAAUUGAUAAACCAAGGAACAGUGAAACACCUACUAUUGUUAUGUUCCUAAAGCUUGCUGUUUGGCUGUACUGCAAAGUUGAGAGACCUAGUGCCACAAUAAGGCCCCACAUGAAGCAAAGUAUUGAAGCAGCCAAGGCCUGGGGUAUUGAUGCAAGAAUGGCACCCACUUUUCCUAUCAAUGAGAGGUAA